Onychomys torridus (southern grasshopper mouse) is the source of this 2709-nucleotide messenger RNA. RefSeq names its product inter-alpha-trypsin inhibitor heavy chain 4 (gene Itih4). Gene Ontology annotation, biological process: hyaluronan metabolic process. The record is from RefSeq and is a predicted model, not a curated record. The transcript has 22 exons. Lineage: Eukaryota; Metazoa; Chordata; Mammalia; Rodentia; Cricetidae. Bases 1 to 2664 code for a protein of 887 amino acids. Gene Ontology annotation, molecular function: serine-type endopeptidase inhibitor activity.
AUGAAGAGCUCAGCCUCUGCCCACAUGUGGAACAUUGUGCUGGUCUUGCCCUCACUACUGGCUGUGCUUCAGACCACCACUGCCACGAAGAAUGGCAUCGACAUCUACAGCCUGACAGUGGACUCCCGGGUGUCUUCCCGAUUUGCCCAUACUGUUGUUACCAGCCGGGUGGUCAACAGAGCCAGUGAUGCUCAAGAAGCUACCUUCCAAAUAGAGCUACCCAAGAAAGCCUUCAUCACCAACUUCUCUAUGGUCAUCGAUGGCGAGACCUACCCAGGGAUUGUUCAAGACAAGGCUGCAGCCCAGGAGCAGUACAGUAAAGCAGUGGCCCGGGGAGAGAGCGCUGGCCUCGUCAAGACCACUGGGAGACAGACAGAGCAGUUCCAAGUGUCAGUCACCGUGGCUCCUAAUGCCAAGAUUAUUUUCCAACUGGUAUACCAGGAGCUGCUCAGGCGGCAACUGGGAACAUAUGAGCUACUCCUCAAAGUAAAGCCACAGCAGCUGGUCAGGCACCUUCAGAUGGACAUUCACAUCUUUGAGCCUCAGGGUAUCAGCUUCUUGGAGACAGAGAGCACCUUCAUGACCCAGGAGCUGGCAGAAGCCCUUACCACCUCACAGAACAAGACCAAGGCACAUAUCCAGUUCAAGCCAACACUCUCCCAGCAGCAAAACUCUCAACAUGAGCAGGACACAAUCCUGGAUGGGAACUUCAUUGUCCGCUAUGAUGUGGACCGGUCUGUCUCUGGGGGCUCCAUUCAGAUUGAGAACGGCUACUUCGUGCACCACUUUGCCCCUGAGGACCUUCCUAUAAUGCCCAAGAAUGUGGUCUUUGUCAUUGAUAAAAGCGGAUCCAUGUCAGGCAAGAAAAUCCAACAGACUCGAGAAGCCCUAAUCAAGAUCUUGAAUGACCUCAGCCCCAAAGACCAGUUCAACUUCAUUGUAUUCGAUGCGAAAAUAACCCAAUGGAAGCCAUCCCUGUUGGAAGCCUCAAAAGAGAACUUGGAAGAGGCCACAAGCUACGUUUCCAAGAUCGGUGCUCAGGGAGGGACCAACAUCAAUGACGCAAUGUUGAUGGCUGUGAAGCUGCUGGACACCAGCAACCAGGCUGAGCUACUACCCUCGGGGAGUGUUUCCCUUAUCAUCCUGCUCACAGACGGGGAUCCCACCAUGGGGGAAACAAAUCCCGAAAGUAUCCAGAAGAACAUUCAUGAAGCCAUCAACAACAAGUACAGUGUCUUCUGCUUGGGCUUUGGGUUUAAUGUCCACUAUCCUUUCCUGGAGAAGCUGGCACAGGACAAUGGUGGCCUGGCCCGGCGCAUCUAUGAGGAUUCAGACUCUGCACUGCAGCUCCAGGACUUCUACCACGAAGUAGCCAACCCACUGCUAUUGGCAGUGGCCUUUGAAUACCCCAGUGAUGCUGUGGAGGUGGUCACACAGGACAACUUCCGACACCACUUUAAGGGCUCAGAGAUUGUGGUGGCUGGGAAGCUCCAGGACCAGGGCCCUGAUAUCCUCUCAGCCAAAAUCACUGGGCAGAUGCAUAUGCAGAACAUCACUUUCCAAACGGAGGCCAGCAUAGCCCAAAAGGCAGAGGAGUUCCAGAGUCCCAAAUACAUCUUUCACAACUUCAUGGAGAGACUCUGGGCAUUACUGACCAUAAACCAACAGCUGGAGCAGAUGGUUUCAGCAUCAGGGGAAGAGUUAGAGGCCCUUGAGUCCCAAGCUCUGAGUCUGUCACUCAGAUACAACUUUGUCACUCCUCUUACGCAUAUGGUGGUCACCAAACCUGAAGGCCAAGAACAAUUUCAAGUUGCUGAGAAGCCUGUGGAAGCUGAUAAUGGACGAAGGAAUGGCUUCUUAGGAGGUAGAAACCAUUUUCUCAAGACUCAUAGCAGAAGACCUGGACGACUCAGAUCAACAGGUAACAAUGGAAGAAGAGAUGAGAAGGAGAAGUUUGUAGAACUGUGGCAGGCAUCCAAAGUUCCUGUGCUUUCAAGUCAAGCUGUGUUACGAAGCAUGGAGAAAGAAGAUAAAGAAAGCACCACACCAGAUAAAGCCCCACAGCCAGCCCACUUGCAGGCUCCUGCUAUCAUCUUGCCACUUCCUGGAUCCAGUGAGGGCCAGCUCUGUGUGGAUAUCACACGUUCUCAGGUGCCCAUGAAGCUGUUCAUAGACCCUGAUCAGGGGCUUUUGGUGGAAGGUGUGCAUGAGAAUGGUGGUUUCUCGUGGAUCAGUGUGCGCAUCCAGAAGCCUCCCCUGCUUGUGGAGGCAACCCGGAAAAACUUGGUGAUAACUCGGGACCAGAAAAACACCAAGUAUAAGUGGAAGCAGACACUGUACUCUGUGUUACCUGGCUUGAAGAUAACCAUGGACCACAUGGGGAUCCUGCAGCUCAGUGGCCCAGACAGAGUAAAUAUUGCCCUCUUGCCUGUGGAUAACCCUCCAGAUGGACUGAUAUUCCUUGUGAAUGACACUCAACACUUCUCCAACAGCGUUGAUGGGGAACUCGGUCAGUUUUACCAGACUAUCAUCUGGGAUCCACCAGGUGGACCAGAUAACACGACACGGACACUCAGAGUUCAGGGAACAGAGUAUUCUGCUACUAGACAGUUAAAAUUGAAAUACCCAGAAACAGAGAUUUCCUGCUGGACUGUGAAGAUCUAGCCGCUAGGGGCAGUGUUCCCCUGCCACAUUGUAUUUGUAUGCAGA